CGAAUGAUCCCCACUGAGAACAGCUGAUAACAAGGAGCACCAUCACUUGACGACUUGCAGAGCAACAGAUAAGACGUGUAUAGCCAGUGUUAAGAAGAAAAGACAAACAAGGAUAGAUGCCUCCUCCGACUGUCUUAAAGCGGAGACACUCUCUGCGGGGGAAAGACUUGUUCCCCGUCAUCAAAGAGCUGCGAGGACUAGAACAGCCGGUGAAGCAGUUUGCGCGGUACAAAAUUAACACGCCGCUUGAAGACAUGGACAAAGAGGAAGUGAUUAACGCCUUCAGGGAGUUGACUGGAGAGUCAGAAAAAGACUGCCUGCAGAUGGCAGGUAGAGAGAUGUCAGACGAGAAUUUAAGGACGCUUCUCCAUCUAGUUAUCUUAAGGGCGAAUGAGUUCGGCCAACCAGCUGGCCAAGAAUUAGCCGCCGAGAACAAGGAGAGUGAGCCGGAAGAGCCACCUGCCAAGAAAGGAAAGUCGGCGCCGAGCGUUGAGAAGAGACUACAAGAACUUGAGAAAAGUCAGAAAAAUGAAGAGGACAAAGAAAUAGAGAAUGUGAAAGAAAAGGAAUUUAACAUUUACGUUCCUGACUGGGAGAAAAGUGACGAAUUUAACCCAGAGGAAAUUAUUUUACGUAAGAGAGAGCAUCCUACUUGGACGACAUUGGGAGAAUACGGUUCCAAGCCAACAAUCCAUGCAGAUGGACAAAUGGAAGAUAAUGAAGUUGACCUUCCUGCUAUUGACAAGAGAUUAAGUCAGCUUGAAAAGAACGAGGACAAUAAAAAGGCCACAAAGAAGAUGAAAAACUUGGAAAAAAGGGUACGACUUUUCUUAUCACAGUUACCAACCUCUCCGGACUUAACAAGUAUGACGCCACAAGAUGUGUGCCGAUUUAUGGUGUGGAGUGAUAGAUUCGGGAAGACGAAGAUACACGGGAUCUCGUGUCCACACUUGGGUAAACUUGGUUUAUUUGAAUGCACAUGCCCUACUAGGCUCGCAGCAGGAACUAUUCAUAAUAUGGUUCAACAGAUAUCUGAGAUAUUGUAUGUACAUGGAAGAACUCGAUCAUGGGAUGUUCAUACUAAGUCAGGGAAUCCCUGCUUGUCCCCGGAAGUAAAAAACUAUGUAAAAUUCUGUAAAGAAGAACAGGCAAAAUCCCAUGUGUUACCUAAACAAGCCAGACCGAUAUUUUUGGGAAAGAUAAAGAAAAUGACCCUGUUUAUUGAUAGAGAAUUUGCUCGCCCUGACCUUUCCUUAAGGGAAAAGUUUGUCUUGAUUAGAGAUCAAGCGAUAUUCAAAAUUCAGUUCUUUGCCGGGGAUAGAAUCAGCGAUGUUUGCAAUAUUUUAUCGCAGGAAGUUAAAAAAUUGCAGGAUAACUCCGGAUUUGUUUUCGAGCACACCUACGGGAAGACAUUACGUGGAGAUGGAAAGUCAAACACCUUUGUCAUAAAAAGGUCCCAAGAUAAGUCAAUCUGUCCUGUCUUAGGUCUUGAAAACUACUAUGCCUGGUCCAAACAAAAUAACGUGGAUUUGAGUCUAGGAUAUCUCUUCAGGCCCGUAUCAGAAUCAGGGCGAGUACUGGAUCAACAGCUGGGUUACUCGGCAAUUUAUGAACGGCUUCGGUUUUACCUGGUAUCUUUGGGUAUUUAUGAAGGAGAAACCCCACACAGUCUACGAGGAGGUUUUGCUGUAACCAUGGCGAUCUCAGGCACUGCGACAUCUCCCCAGGAACUCAUGAAGCAUGUCGGAUGGUCGAGUGAACGAUCAGCUUAUUAUUACAGCAGGACGAAAACCUUGACAGAUGCUAGCACAUUAGCAAGCAAUAUUGCCAAUCUAUCAGCAGACACAGACGAAAUUGAAGGAUUUUACAAAACACAUGGAGAAUUUUCCUCUCUUAGUCCAGCCUUUAAGCCGACAAAUUAA
Messenger RNA from Saccostrea cuccullata (small rock oyster), 1922 nucleotides. RefSeq lists its product as uncharacterized. Bases 117 to 1922 code for a protein of 601 amino acids. The record is from RefSeq and is a predicted model, not a curated record. Gene Ontology annotation, cellular component: nucleus. The transcript has 5 exons. Gene Ontology annotation, molecular function: DNA binding. Gene Ontology annotation, biological process: DNA recombination; DNA integration; mRNA transcription. NCBI's taxonomy places the organism in Eukaryota, Metazoa, Mollusca, Bivalvia, Ostreida, Ostreidae.